This is a messenger RNA of Phragmites australis (common reed), 2979 nucleotides long. Its product is annotated as histidine--tRNA ligase, cytoplasmic-like. Gene Ontology annotation, molecular function: histidine-tRNA ligase activity; ATP binding. NCBI's taxonomy places the organism in Eukaryota, Viridiplantae, Streptophyta, Magnoliopsida, Poales, Poaceae. The coding region runs from base 93 to 2759 and encodes 888 amino acids. Gene Ontology annotation, biological process: histidyl-tRNA aminoacylation; mitochondrial translation. The transcript is spliced from 6 exons. The record is from RefSeq and is a predicted model, not a curated record. Gene Ontology annotation, cellular component: mitochondrion.
AGCGUAUCCGCGCCGUCCAUCAGAUCAGAUCCAAUUUGCCUUUCCUCCUCGCUCUAGCGUUUUGGAUCGCUCGCGUGGCCGCGUCCUCCCCCAUGGCGUGCGCCGCCGCCGCCGCCGUGACGCUCGGCGGCAAGGGCGCUGCACUGUCGCCGGCCGCCGUCUACGCCCUCUCCCUCGGCCUCGUGGACCCCGCCAUCGACCCCUCCGCGCUCCAACGCCUCUCCACCCGCGCCCCUUCGCCGCAGGAGACCCCGGCGUCCCUCCGCGCCUUGGCGCUGCUGGCACCGCCGGAGUCCCGCGCCGCCGCCAGUGUACUGCUGAACAAGCUCCUUCUCACCGCCGCAGACUCCCCCUCCGCGCUCGUCACCGCCGCCACCGCCACGCGGCUCGCCGUGUCGCUCGACCUUGCCGCGGCGCUGCCCCCAGGCUCCCGCGACGAGGCAGCGGUGGCGGCGGCGUCCGCGCCCGUGGCCGUCGCGCUCGCCGCCGUGAUCGAUUGCUGCGCCGCGCCGCUCGCCCGCGUCGCCGACGCCGUCGCGGCGCUGUCAUGCGAGGCCGCGCGCGGGGACGCCGCGGCGUUCGACGUGCCGGCCUCCGGCGACGGCCUCUCCGCCAAGGACGAGGCGGAUGUCGCCGCCGACAUCAAGAUGCUCGUCUUCGGCUCCAAGCUGGUCGGCAGUGCCGGAGGUGCCUCCGCCGCCACGUUCUCAAAGGUGCCCGCCGUGAAUGGGAUCUUCCGUGAGGCGGUGCGCGCGCUGCACGCGAGGGUACGGAUCGAGCUCAACUCUCCGGUGAAAUUGGGGAAGAGGGAUGCUGGUGGAACCGGUGAGGGAAAGGAGGAGGCGUUGGUGGUGCUGGCAACACAACUCGCGAGAUCAGUGCAGGCAAUGUGCAAGCUAAGCGUUGCACGGGCAAAGCUCUGCGCGGAGAAGAGCAUCAAUGAUGCUGAGCUCCGGGAGAAGCUUAUUGGUGGCACUGACGUUGAUGAUUUGAAGGGUAUGCUUGAUAAGGUUAUGAUUGAUUCAGACGCUGUGUCGGUCUUGAAGGGGGUGUACAACCACUUGCUCAAGUUCAGGGACUUUCUUGCCUGGGAGGCAGCUGUGGCCAUGGCGGCGAUUGAAAUGGACAACUCAAUCGAGAAGCCCCAAGCUGGUGUCGAGAACGAAGCGGGCAGUUCAACUGAGAAGCCACAGGCUGGUGGGGAGAAAGCGAAGGGCGACAGGAAGAGCAAGAAGAAGAAAACGUUGGGGAAAGGUACUUCUGCUAUACUGAUGCUGCUUAGAGAUCAUGUAACAAAUGGAAGUGAAGUUCCUAGCGUGAAUUCUAAACUGGUUGCUGAGUGGGGAACCACGCUCUCAUUGCUGUUUGAUCCGAAGUGUCCAAAAUUGGAGUCUCUUGUGGAGAAGGUGAAGGAGAUUGUUGAGAGCAAUGAAGUGAGGAGAUUGCCCAAAAUACCUAAGGGUACACGUGACUUCGGGAAAGAGCAAAUGGCAAUAAGGGAGCGUGCAUUUUCAAUUAUAACAGGUGUAUUCAAGAUGCACGGUGCUACUGCACUUGAUACACCUGUAUUUGAGCUGAGAGAAACCCUCAUGGGCAAAUAUGGUGAAGACUCGAAGUUGAUAUAUGACCUUGCUGACCAGGGUGGUGAGCUUUGCUCUUUGCGGUAUGAUCUGACUGUUCCAUUUGCCCGGUAUGUUGCCAUGAAUAACAUAAGCGCACUGAAGAGAUACCAGAUAGCGAAAGUAUAUAGAAGAGAUAACCCAUCGAAGGGAAGAUAUAGAGAAUUCUACCAAUGUGACUUCGACAUUGCUGGUGUAUAUGAACCGAUGGAACCGGAUUUUGAGGUUAUCAAAGUUUUGACUGAAUUGUUGGAUCAGCUGGAUAUAGGCACAUAUGAGAUAAAAUUAAACCACAGAAAGUUGCUCGAUGGAAUGUUGGAGAUUUGUGGUGUGCCUGCUGAAAAGUUCAGAACAGUUUGUUCGAGUAUUGACAAACUAGAUAAGCAAACAUUUGAGCAGGUGAAAAAGGAAUUGGUAGAUGAGAAAGGCAUAUCAAAUGAAACUGCAGAAGAAAUUGGCAAUUUGGUGAAGACUAGAGGACCCCCGUUGGAAGUUUUGCUGGAGUUGAGAAAGGAGGGUAGCAAGCUUAUGGAGAACGAAGGGUCUGUUGUUGCAUUGAAUGAGCUGGAGAUAUUAUUCAAAGCUCUAGAGAAAGCAAAUGCAACAGGCAAGAUAGUUUUUGAUUUGAGCCUGGCUAGAGGCCUUGAUUACUAUACUGGUGUUAUAUAUGAAGCUGUGUUCAAGGGUGCCACACAGGUUGGCUCCAUUGCAGCUGGUGGCCGGUACGACAACCUUGCUGGUAUGUUUAGCGGGAAGCAAGUUCCUGCUGUCGGUGUCAGCCUUGGAAUAGAAAGAGUCUUUGCAAUCAUGGAGCAACAAGAGAAAGAAAGACAUGAGAUGAUCCGGGCUACUGAGACAGAGGUGUUGGUGUCAAUCCUUGGGAAGGACCUUAUCCUGGCCGCCGAGCUUGUGAGCGAACUGUGGAACGCUGGGAUAAAGGCAGAGUUCAAGCUCACUACUAGGGUGCAGAACCACAUAAAGUAUGCGACACAAUCGGGCAUUCCGUGGAUGGUGCUGGUUGGUGAGGCCGAGAUACAGAAACAAAAGUUGAAAUUGAAGAACAUUAGAGCCAACCAGGAAGAGGAGGUUGAUAGGAAGGAUUUUGCUCAGGAGCUGAAGAAAAGAUUAAGUAAACCCUAGGAAAAAAAAAUUCUUUAGAUUAGACAUGGUUGAGGCGUGUCAUGCAAUGAUCGACUUUUUGACAUCCAUUUUCCUUUGUGAGGUGAUGCCAUUGAACAAACAACAUUGCACCAUUUUGAUUUGAACUGGUGGGGGUGUUCGAAUUGGCCCGAUUUGUAUAACCGUUCAAAUCCCUGAAUUACAAUACAAUGUACUUAAUCAGGCAUCAGCUUUUUCUGAA